AUGGCGCAGUACUUCUUCGACCUUCUUUACAACUUCACAGAUUGCAUGUGCUGUUUCCCAGGCACUCCACAGCUAAAGAUCAAUAACCGCAGCUUCAAACUGCUGCGAUUGCUGGGUGAGGGCGGUUUCUCCUAUGUAUACCUCGUCCAAGAUAAAAACUCCUCUGAGCUGUUUGCGCUCAAAAAGAUCCGCUGUCCGUUUGGCCAAGAAUCCGUAUCACAGGCCCUGAAGGAAGUGGAAGCCUACAACCUGUUUACCUCUACCGAAAAUAUCAUCCAUUCAAUCGACCAUUGCGUUUCAACAGAGUCCGGGUCCAAGUUCCGUUCUGAUGGCGGCGAUCCCGGCUCGAAGACCGUCUACAUCCUGCUGCCUUACUACCAACGAGGGAACCUGCAGGAUGCGAUCAAUGCAAACUUAGUCAACCAUACCCGGUUUCCCGAGAAGCAGUUGAUGACGCUGAUGCUGGGCAUCGCAAACGCGCUCAAAUCCAUGCACCAGUAUCGGGUGAAGAAUGGCGCCGGGUCUACCCGCAAGGCAGAGGGCGUGCGGAGAGAGGGUGAGCAGGCCGACGAGGAACGAACGAUGCAAAUGAAGCCGAAGCGGCGUGCCAGCCAUCGUCAGGAGGAGGAGGACGAGGAGAACGAGCCAUUGAUGGAUGACGAGGUAACCCGCAGUCAGGAGGGUGUCCAGGAUGGUGAUCUGCGCCCUUAUGCGCACCGCGACAUCAAGCCAGGCAAUAUCAUGAUUGAUGACGAUGGCCGAACACCCAUCUUGAUGGACCUCGGCUCCCUCGCACCCAGUCCAAUUGCCAUCACCUCUCGCUCACUUGCCCUGGCUGUCCAAGAUACGGCGGCAGAACACAGCACGAUGCCCUAUCGCGCCCCAGAGCUCUUCGACGUCAAAACCGGAUCGAUCAUUGACACCAAAGUCGAUAUCUGGUCACUGGGCUGCACCCUGUACGCCUGUUUGGUCGGCAAGAGCCCCUUUGAAGCUCGCAGCGACGAGACCGGCGGAAGUCUGAGCAUGUGUGUGCUGGGUGGCGACUGGCGCUUCCCCGAUGAGAAAUCCACGGCCACCAAGGGCAAGGGUAAAGGGGCCGCUACUGAGAGCGACGACUCUUCCAGCAGUAAUGCGAACUCGAUCAGCGCUCCCGUGAAGGAAGUUGUUCGCAAAUGUCUCCAGGUGGAAUCUUCCGAGCGCCCGGAUAUUGACGAGCUAAUUCAGAUUCUCAAGGAUGUCAUCAACGAGUUACCGGAUGACGAUGGCAUUGCAGGAGCCUCUCGCUAG
Penicillium macrosclerotiorum is the source of this 1287-nucleotide messenger RNA. Its product is annotated as putative serine/threonine protein kinase ENV7. Lineage: Eukaryota; Fungi; Ascomycota; Eurotiomycetes; Eurotiales; Aspergillaceae. Gene Ontology annotation, cellular component: Golgi apparatus; cytoplasm. The record is from RefSeq and is a predicted model, not a curated record. Gene Ontology annotation, biological process: protein phosphorylation; regulation of vacuole fusion, non-autophagic; vacuolar protein processing. Gene Ontology annotation, molecular function: ATP binding; protein serine/threonine kinase activity. The transcript has 3 exons. The coding region runs from base 1 to 1287 and encodes 428 amino acids.